Saccoglossus kowalevskii is the source of this 2353-nucleotide messenger RNA. Its product is annotated as G protein-coupled receptor 161-like. Lineage: Eukaryota; Metazoa; Hemichordata; Enteropneusta; Harrimaniidae. The record is from RefSeq and is a predicted model, not a curated record. Gene Ontology annotation, molecular function: G protein-coupled receptor activity. Gene Ontology annotation, biological process: G protein-coupled receptor signaling pathway. Gene Ontology annotation, cellular component: membrane.
AAACGAGACUGUGUAUGGGUGGUCUGGCGGAAUUUAUGAAGGACCAAAUGAAAGAUAAUGAAGGUUAUUUUUCAAAUCAAAUUCGUGUGAUAUAUAUGAUUCAGUAUGAUCUGAAAAAAUAAUGUGGAAAAGUUGCAGUAUGGUUGGAAAAAGUGAAAGUUUUGACUUGAUUCGGAAUGCAGACCACCCACCUCGACUAGAAAGGAAGGGCUAUUCAUAUGGGAAGGUGAAUUUUUCACACAAUGGAGAUUUUCUCGUCUGGAAAACGUAUCGAUGAGUCUUGCAAUAUUUUACCUUAUAACACCAUUUUUAGCGAUAUACAGAUUUGAAUAUCAUUUUGAUGACAAGGGUGAAGUAUUGUAACUAAGUAAGUAGAAAUGGUGUCCAGUCAUCUCCAUGCAACUACCACAGUGAGACUGAUCUAAAGACAUGUACCAAGUAUUUGCUGCGCUGUAUAUGAAGUUGAGAAAUGAACUCCAGCACAGUAUUCUUAGGCUCAAAUGGCACAGGUUAUCAAUUCAUAACAACGACUGUCAACUCUAUCACUACAAUCCAUCACCAAUCAGCUGAAAAUGUGAUUGAUGUAGUUGUUAAGGCUGUCUUGCUUGGACUUAUCUUCAUCACAGCUGUAUUCCUCAAUACCAUGGUAUCACUGACUCUACAUAAGAAAACACACCUUAUGACAACAGGAAAUCGCUAUGUUUUUAGUUUAACUGUACCUAACUGUAUAUUUAGUAUUCUAGUUCUACCAUUCAUAUUUGUCAGUGUUAUAAAUGGAGAAUGGAUCUUUGGUGUUGUAUGGUGUAAUUUUACUGGUUUUAUCACCAUUGCUGUUUUGUCUGGCAGUAUGAUUAUGUUAGCUGUCAUUGCACUAGACAGAUAUUAUGCAGUUGUACGUCCCAUGUUGUACCCACUUGCUGUUACAAAUAUUAGAUCUGUACCAAUUAUAGUAUGUACUUGGCUGAUUGCAAUUAUAUGUAGCUUACCUCCAUCGUUUGGUUGGUCUAAUUAUAAAUUUCAUCCAGCUAAAUCAAGUUGUCUACCUCUAUGGAAUCAGCAUAUAUCAUAUACAGUUUUUCUCUUUGUUGUUUGUUAUUUGACUCCGUUUAUUAUUAUGGCUGUUUGUUAUACUCACAUUCUGAAUGUUGCAAGGACUAAAGCUCGCAGAGUUAAUAUUGGAAAUAUGAUAUUAACAAACAGUCCCAGAAGGCAUAGCAGUGGAGAUCCUCUGGAAAACCGUAGAAUAAGUUUUGGAGCCGAGACUGAUUCACUCAGUGAAAAACAAACUAAAAAAUGUAAUCGUCGUGAUAGUGACAGCAGUGUAAUUGGUGCAGCUACCGGGGGUAACAGAGCACAUAGAAGGUCAAGAUCAUCUUUUUCUAUCAACCUCAAAGUCAGCUCUCCAACUAAGGCUUUGCGUACAAUAUUUCUAAUACAUGGUGUAAAUUUUUUGACCUUAGCUCCGAUGUUGAUAUGUGCCAGUUUUGAAUCCAUUUGUGGAAAUGAUAGAAUACCAGACUGGGUACUUUUAACAGUUACAUGGUUAGCAUUAUCCUCAACUGCAUGUUAUCCAUGUAUAUAUGGGCUUUGGAAUAAAACAUUGAGAAAGGAAGUGUACAACAUUUUAUGUAAUAAAUCUGCUACACUGGAUGAAGAGGAAAUGUUAUUUCUGCAAUCACGUCGUGCAUCCUGGAAGUCUCACAGUAUUGGUGAAAGUCUAACUGAGUUAACCAAAAUGCAAUUAGCAUUAAUUCAAUUCCGUGCAAAUCGUUCUAAUUCACUCACCUCAGGAGCAAUAAGCAAUGAUUCAGGAACAGUUUUGACCUGCAUUGAUGAGACUGAUGUAGAUGAGGGAACUAUCACAGAACAGGAUGAUAAUAAAGAAACUGUUGUUGAAAAGAUGUCAGUGACUGGUGAUGAUUCACAGAAUAAAACUGUUGUUGAUGUACAUACAAAUUCAAUAAAUGAUGCACAAAGUGAAAUGGAAAAAGAAGAGAAAAUUAAAGGAACUUUGAAAGAAAGUAGCGAUGAAGGUGUACAGUCAUUGGAUGAUGAAACAGACAGAGAACAAUGUGAACCUGUGCAACAAAAUGAUGAUCAAAGCACUACUUUGUGUGAUACAACAAAUCCUUCUGUGGAGACGGGCAGUACAUGAACAGCUGCAAUGGGACCUAGGUUUACACUACAUGUACAUUGUAUAUGGACAGUAAAAGUACCAAAAUUCAGUGCAAUGUCUGGAAUAAGUUUUUAGUAAAUAUCUUUAGUAAAGUUUUUAUACUAUUUAUUAUAAGAUGCAUGUAUAGCUAUGUCAGAAGAUUAAAUUAUUUUACAGUUCUAGAGGAAAGCAGGGUAC